Molecule: messenger RNA, 375 nt
Organism: Penicillium alfredii
Lineage: Eukaryota; Fungi; Ascomycota; Eurotiomycetes; Eurotiales; Aspergillaceae
Exons: 1
Coding region: 1-375 (124 amino acids)
Source: RefSeq, a predicted model, not a curated record
AUGUCCACUGACUGGUCCCUGGAUUUCUGUCUGGUCUGUGAUCGCCAAACCUCGGGAGGUCCAUACUGUUCCCAAUCUUGUCGCCUGGCUGAGCUGGAUGUGGUCUCAUCGGAGGAUGCCAUGGCCCAAUCCCCUAUUCCACGAGAAUCCUCUACACGAACCAGGAUCUCUCCAUCGUCGGAUCCCAUUGACUCGACUUCGAAUCCUCCCUCAUCCCUCAUCCUGUCUUCUUCGGCAUCACAAACCUCGCUGUCAUCUCUGAAGAGCCAGGCAUCCCACUCCUCCUCGCUGUCGGACCGGCUCCAGGAUGAGCUACGUGAUUAUGCCAGUUCCUUCGAUCCGGUCCGCGACCUGAAACGGCGCAUGACCUCUUGA